CUUUAACUAUACACGGUAUGGUUACUUGACCAUAGAUCCACGUCGCAAUGUCGAGCCGAAAAACUUCGCUCCCAAACCGGGAUAGUGAGGACAAAUACUCAAUACUCUUACCUACCUACAACGAAAAGGAAAACCUGCCCUUGAUAGUGUGGCUUUUGGUGAAAUAUUUGGAUGAAGGUGGCUUCAGCUACGAGAUCAUUGUCAUAGACGACGGAAGCCCAGAUGGGACACUGCAGGUGGCAGAGCAGCUGCAGAAAAUCUUUGGCGAGGAUAAGAUCCUUCUACGACCAAGAGCGAAGAAGUUAGGCCUUGGCACUGCAUACAUACACGGCAUGAGGCAUGCCACUGGGAACUUCAUCAUUAUCAUGGACGCAGAUCUUUCCCAUCAUCCCAAAUUCAUCCCAGAAUUUAUUCAAAAGCAGAAGGAAGGUGAUUAUGACCUGGUGUCUGGCACUCGUUACCACGGGAACGGGGGCGUUUACGGCUGGGACCUCCGCAGGAAACUCAUCAGGUUGCUGCACGACAUUAAUGACGCUCUGUUUCAUGUCUUAUUAGAGACAGGAGGCGGGUGUCUGAUCUUCUUUUUGGUUGUUCCUUCUCUCGAUCACAGUCGGGGGGCAAACUUUUUGUCUCAGGUGUUGCUGAGACCCGGAGCUUCAGACCUCACAGGCAGCUUCAGGUUGUACAAGAGGUCGGUGUUGGAGUGUCUGGUUGAGCGGUGCGUGUCCAAGGGAUACGUCUUUCAAAUGGAGAUGAUCGUCCGCGCCAGACAGCUCAACUACUCAGUCGGAGAAGUACCCAUUUCCUUUGUGGAUCGAGUUUACGGAGAGUCCAAACUCGGAGGGAAUGAGAUUGUGUCAUUCGGGAAAGGACUGAUCACACUCUUCGCCUCGACAUGAUCAGCGUUCAGUGUGAACGUCCCACGAUGGUACAGUGCUCCUUUCGGUCUCAAAGUCACCGUCUCUUUAUACAGGAGAAUCAAUCACCUCGGUCAGACCGGGACAAGGGAGACUUCCCCAGUUAGCGGCAAAUAUGAGGUCCUUUUCUGUGAGUAGUGUCUCCUGAAUACUGAAGGAACAUAGUGCUGUACAUUCCCAACCCCUGAACCAAGUGUUCCACCAUUCCCUGUCCAGACCGCUGACUGAACUCCACUUCAACACAACUGUCACAUGGGCAGAACAAGUCACACUGCAACACCUGGAGUAUAAAAUAAAACAGUUUUUAAUAUUG
Molecule: messenger RNA, 1230 nt
Organism: Pungitius pungitius (ninespine stickleback)
Lineage: Eukaryota; Metazoa; Chordata; Actinopteri; Perciformes; Gasterosteidae
Gene: dpm1
Product: dolichyl-phosphate mannosyltransferase subunit 1, catalytic
Exons: 8
Coding region: 48-899 (283 amino acids)
Biological process (GO): protein O-linked glycosylation via mannose; GPI anchor biosynthetic process; dolichol-linked oligosaccharide biosynthetic process
Cellular component (GO): endoplasmic reticulum membrane
Molecular function (GO): dolichyl-phosphate beta-D-mannosyltransferase activity
Source: RefSeq, a predicted model, not a curated record